Molecule: messenger RNA, 1563 nt
Organism: Neltuma alba
Lineage: Eukaryota; Viridiplantae; Streptophyta; Magnoliopsida; Fabales; Fabaceae
Product: nodulation-signaling pathway 2 protein-like
Exons: 1
Coding region: 1-1563 (520 amino acids)
Source: RefSeq, a predicted model, not a curated record
AUGGAGCCUGAGAUAGAGCAUUCUUGGUCGUCCUGUGAAGGCAUAAGCUCAACUUUUGAUCAUGUUGAGUCUUUGGACUUCAACGUGGACGCUCUUUUGUUCCCCACUUCAGAGGAUGCUUCUUCUGGAGUCUUCUGCACUGAUCAUGUCUAUUUCCCUGUUGAUGAACUCCCAUCAUUGAUUGAUGAUUUCUCCAUGGAUCUUGAUGCUUUUGAUCCCACUUUGAGUUCUCUAAGUCCGGGUAUUUUUCAUGGAUGCCCUGAAGAAGGUGAGGGAAUAAGCUUUGCUUCCCAGAACCCGUGUUUUCAGAGAGAUGUUUGGAGUCCAACCACAUCGAAGCAAUCAGGCAUGUCUACAGUAGUACAAGCACCACCAUCACUGAUCAUACUAGGAGAAGACAUGGAGAUGGAGAACCAGUUGAGUCUUCCUCAUCUUCUGGAAGCCGUUGGAGAAGUCUUAGAGCAAGGACAGAACACACUUGCACAAGUGAUUCUGAGACGCAUCAGCCACAAAGUAAGCCCUCUUGGUGAUCCCCUUGAACGUCUGGCAUUCAUUUUGUCCCAAAAUCAUGAUGAUGCAGAUCAAGGGAGUUUCAUCAAACAGGAGGCCUACAGGAGCUUCCGCGACUUUUUCAAGGCUAUCUACCAAGGCCUCCCACAUGGAAGAAUUGCUCAUUUUGCAGCCAAUUCAGUAAUUCUAGGAUCCAUACCAGCUGAUUCAGAAGUGAUACAUAUAAUAGACUUUGAUAUGGGAGAAGGGGGUCAAUGGCCUCCAUUGAUGGAGGCUAUUGCUCAACAGCACAAAACUUUGAAACUGACUGUUAUGACAUUGGAAGAAGAGGAGAGUCCAGAUAUUGGUUAUGUUUCCACUCAAUGGAAAUUUGAAGAAAUCAGAAGGAAGCUCUAUGAACACGCCAAAUCAUCUGGUUUGAAGUUGAAGGUGGAGGAACAGAGGAUCGAGGAAUUGGUGACAGAGCUUAAGAAAUUGAACAAAAGGAGUGGGCAUGGAAAUGGAAAGAGAAAUUUCGUGGCCUUCAAUUGCAUGGCGGGUCUUCCACAUAUGGGAAGGGUCAGAAGUAGGAGACAUGUCUUGGAAUUUCUACAAGUAGCAAAGGAUUUCAUCAAAAGCUCAACUGCCAACAGGGGAAUUAUAUCUUUUGGUGAUGGAGAAGCCUGUGAGAAACUGAGAAACAGCACCGAUUUCAUGUCCUUCUUUAAUGGCCAUUUGGAGCAUUACCAUGCUUUAUUAGAAUCCGUAGAAUCAAAUUUCCCAUUCCAAUUCUCAGAGGCAAGAACAGCUAUGGAGAAUCUAUUCGUGGCGCCAUAUAUAUCAUGUGAGGAUUGGCUUCGGAGGUGGGAGGAGAUGAGACAAUGUGGGAAUGUUCAAUCAGAAAUAGAGUUAGGGGGUGGAAGCUUGAGGGAGGAGACAUUAAUGGAAGUAGGAGAAAUGUUGGGACGAAUGCAAGGGUCGUACGAGGUUAAGAUUGAAGGCAAUAAUGGCAAUGAAAUGGUUCUGCAAUGGAAAGGGACGCAGCUUCUGAGAAUUUCAACGCGGGCAAAUUAA